AAAAGUGCAAAAAGUAGAUUUGUGUGGGCCUACUUGGUUCUCAUAAAUUGCCCAACGCUACAGUCUACACCUUUUUGCUUAUCCCAAUCCCAAGAACACACACCCACACCCACACAGAAGCGUACACAAUAUCUGCUAUCUCUCACAUCCUUCCCGUCGUCGCGUUUCUCGGGCUGCGCAUGAUUCUUGAGUGCACAUAGAGUUGAGAGUUGCGGUGGUAAAUCAAAAUGGGCCAAUUAUGUGAUUUUUGCAGCGAGCAAAUAUCCAUGGUCUAUUGUAGGUCCGAUGCAGCGUGCUUAUGUUUAUCCUGUGAUCGGAACAUUCAUUCUGCAAAUGCUCUUUCUAAGCGCCACUUGAGGACCCUUGUAUGUGAACAAUGCCAUCAUCAGGCUGCAGUUGUCAGGUGCAUGGAAGAGAACGUCUCCCGAUGUCAAAACUGCAAUUGGUCUGCACAUGCUGCCCCUUCUUCAGCUAUGGAGCACAAAAGGGAGACAAUCAAUUGUUAUUCAGGAUGCCCAUCUGCAGCUGAGUUUUCAACGAUUUGGCCCUUCUUUUCUGUUGAUUUGUCAAGUUGCAAUCUUGAAGCCGAUUCCAUGAGUAAUGAAGAGGAAUAUGAAAGGCGCCCUCAAUCUCAAUCGUUGCCGAUUGGUUAUAGUACAGAAGAUGCUGCUCUGGAUACCAAUGCAUCUAAGCUAGAGCAAUUUAAUGGGAGUGAAUCUUUUAAUCCUCUCAAUCAGAAGGCAUGUUUAUCGAGAAUAAAGCAUCUUGACUCCAUUGAUGAUACUCUCUACCUGGACUUCGGUAUCUCAGAUAUCGACUUGGAUUUGGAAAACUAUGGAGCAGUUUUUGAUGAACUUGAUGAUCCACAACAAUUUUUUGAGAAUGGUGGAAUUGAUAGCUUGUUCGAGCAUGGUACUGAAUGCAAUGUCAAGAGUGUAAAGGAAUCCAGCUCCAAGAGUGAAACCAUGCAGCAGGCAUGCAGUAAACAAGUAUCUGCUGACUCCAUUACAAGCUGUAAGUCCGAUACACACAUUUGCUUUACAGAACCCGCGCAAUCUACUCUCUCACUUUCGUUUCUGGCGCCGGAUCAUGAGUGUGAAACUAAAGAUCACCUAGAUUGUGAAGGGUUUUCAAUGGCUACAAUAGAGGAACAUCCGUGCAAUAUUCCUUAUCCUGGAAAUCAGUUUUCAUCAGCUAUCAGGGAUGGUGCAGUCUUGCGGUAUAAAGAGAAAAGGAAGUCAAGGAAGUUCAAUAAAAAAAUAAGGUAUGCUUCACGCAAGGCGAGGGCUGAUGUUAGGAAGCGUGUGAAGGGACGUUUUGUGAAAACCGGUGAUCCGUAUGAUUAUGACCCGCUGGACUUGACAAGAAUUCACUGAAUGUACAGUUUCCAGGGAUCACUUGGUACGAUAUGCUGUAUUUUAAAGCCUUGAAAUAUGUACGCAGGGGGUGAAGUAAUGAAGACGUUUUUAGGAGCUAAAUCGAAGUGCAUAAAUAAUGAAGUCUUGGACCAACCACCUGUUUUAUUUCGAGGAAGGACAUGCAGCGAAAGAGAAAGAGAUUAUUUUCCUGCUUAUACUUUCCUUAGUACAUUAAAGAGCCAUCUUCUGUGCAUUAAAGUGGUGACCAGAUUUGCAACUUUUGUGAAGAAUUGCAAACUUAUGAUCUUAGCUUGCUAUUUGUACCUGCAACAUCCAUGUACUUGAUUUGGUUACUCAGAAGCCCUGUAAUAUGAUACCUACUGCUUCGAUAUAUGUAAACCCAAAGUCAAGGUUGUAUAUAUUUUUGCCAGGUUUCUUGUU
Molecule: messenger RNA, 1799 nt
Organism: Sesamum indicum (sesame)
Lineage: Eukaryota; Viridiplantae; Streptophyta; Magnoliopsida; Lamiales; Pedaliaceae
Product: zinc finger protein CONSTANS-LIKE 10
Molecular function (GO): protein binding; zinc ion binding
Source: RefSeq, a predicted model, not a curated record